AUGUCAAAGGAGAAUCGCGCUUUCGAUACCGAGAGGCUGGGUGCUGGAUAUGGCUUCCAGUCGUUUCCAAAAAAGGCAGUCGGGUUGCCUCCAACUUGGGUGUUGAUAGUGGGCUUGGGCUUCUUACUGCUCGCAUUGGCGUUUUGGGUUUAUAUAGCCUUGACCCUCCUUGCGCCAACACCUCGCCCACCGCGUCGAUCAGAAAAACAGUACAUCACCAUUUUGCCGGAUGGCUCGCGCAGUGAACCCAACCCGUUGCCAUGCUGGCUGGAUAAGUGGGCGGCCGAGAAGGAGACCGCGAAGAAGGAAGCGGCCAAGGAGCCAGGCGCGAAGGUAGUGAUACCACCGCAAAUGCCCAUUGAAGAAGCGGAGCUCUUCAUGAGCGUUGUGGUGCCUGCGUACAACGAAGAAGAGCGAUUGGAGGGAAUGCUGGAAGAGGCCGUCGAAUUCCUUGAAAGCGAAUACGGUAGUGCACAUGAUGGAGAGAAAGGUCAACGAGAACAAAGAGGCUGGGAAAUCCUGUUGGUGAGCGAUGGGAGCUCUGACAGAACCGUUGACAAGGCACUGGAUUUUGCAAGAGAACACCAACUGAACCAACACCCUGCACCAAAACCUGGACCAUGGUCGGACAAAGGAGCUGCACAUGCGACACAUAUUCCACAUGGUAGUAUACGUGUCAUCACGCUCGAAGAGAACCGAGGAAAGGGAGGGGCAGUUACCCAUGGUAUGAGACAUGUGCGUGGCCAGUAUGUCGUCUUCGCAGAUGCAGAUGGUGCCAGUCGAUUUGCAGAUCUCGGCAAGCUUGUCGAAGGCUGCAAGAGUAUCGAAGACAAACACGGACGAGGCGUUGCAAUUGGCAGCCGCGCCCACCUCGUCGGUAGUGAGGCUGUCGUCCAGCGGUCAGCUCUUCGCAACUUCCUCAUGCACUCCUUUCAUAUCCUCUUGCGUGUCAUGACGCCUCCCGCCACAGCCAGGAUCAAGGACACCCAGUGUGGUUUCAAACUUUUUUCACGCCCCGCGCUACCAUAUAUUGUUCCCUACAUGCAUUCCGAAGGCUGGAUCUUCGAUGUUGAGAUGCUUAUGUUGGCGGAAAGCGCCAACAUCGCCAUGAUCGAGGUUGCGAUUGGAUGGAAAGAAGUCAUGGGGAGUAAGCUGAAUGUCGUGUGGGAUAGCAUCGGCAUGGCAUGGGGCCUCGCGCUGUUGAGAGCCUGCUGGAUAGCUGGCAUCUAUAAAAGGGACUAG
Plenodomus lingam JN3 is the source of this 1242-nucleotide messenger RNA. RefSeq lists its product as uncharacterized. The record is from RefSeq and is a predicted model, not a curated record. Gene Ontology annotation, cellular component: endoplasmic reticulum membrane. NCBI's taxonomy places the organism in Eukaryota, Fungi, Ascomycota, Dothideomycetes, Pleosporales, Leptosphaeriaceae.